GAAGAGAUCCCGGGCCCUCCGAGAAGGGACAGCACUGGGAGAAGCCAGUGCCGUCUGAAGGGAGGGAGACUCAAGGAGGCUGCAGGGAGGGGAGACAGGGAGGGCCGAGAGCAGUCCCCGAACACGGACGAGCAUCUGUUCACUGUCAGCAGCACGAUGGAAAUAAUAUUUGGCAGAAAUAAGAAGGAGCAACUGGAGCCUGUGAGGGCCCGAGUAACAGGCAAGAUUCCAGCCUGGCUGCAGGGAACCCUGCUCCGCAAUGGGCCUGGGAUGCACACGGUGGGCGAGACCAGAUACAACCACUGGUUCGAUGGCCUGGCCUUGCUCCACAGCUUCACAAUCAGAGACGGCGAAGUCUACUACAGGAGCAAAUACCUGAGAAGUGAUACCUACACUGCCAAUAUCGAAGCAAACAGGAUUGUGGUGUCAGAAUUUGGAACAAUGGCCUAUCCAGACCCCUGCAAAAACAUAUUUUCCAAAGCAUUCUCCUACCUGUCCCACACCAUCCCCGAUUUCACAGACAACUGUCUGAUCAACAUCAUGAGGUGUGGAGAAGACUUCUACGCGACCACAGAGACCAAUUACAUCAGGAAAAUCAACCCCCAGACCCUGGAAACCCUGGAGAAGGUUGAUUAUCGUAAAUACGUGGCUGUAAAUCUGGCAACAUCACAUCCUCACUACGACGCUGCUAGAAACGUUCUCAACGUUGGCACAUCCAUCGUGGACAAGGGGAAGACAAAAUAUGUGAUCUUUAAGAUCCCUGCCACAGUCCCAGGGGGCAGGAAGGAGGGCCGGAGCCCCCUGAAGGACACGGAGGUCUUCUGCUCCAUCGCUGCCCGCUCCCUCCUCUCCCCGAGCUAUUACCACAGCUUCGGAGUCACCGAGAACUACAUCAUUUUCCUCGAGCAGCCUUUCAAGUUGGACAUCCUCAAGAUGGCCACGGCCUACAUUCGGGGCGUGAGCUGGGCUUCCUGCCUGGCCUUCCACAGGGAGGACAAGACCCACGUUCACAUCAUCGACCGAAGGACGCGGAAGCCCGUGCUGACCAAGUAUUACACGGACCCCAUGGUGGUGUUUCACCACGUCAACGCCUACGAAGAGGACGGCUGCCUCCUGUUCGACGUCAUCGCCUACGAGGACGGCAGCCUCUACCAGCUCUUCUACUUGGCCAACCUGAACAAGGACUUCGAGGAGAACUCCAGGCUCACCUCCAUGCCCACCCUCAAGAGGUUCGCACUGCCCCUCCACGUGGACAAGAAUGCAGAAGUGGGCUCCAAUUUAAUCAAACUGUCGUCUACAACAGCACGAGCCCUAAAGGAAAAAGAUGACCAAGUCUACUGUCAGCCGGAGUUGCUCUACGAAGGCUUAGAACUGCCUCGGAUCAAUUAUGCCCACAAUGGGAAGCCAUACCGAUAUGUCUUUGCUGCUGGAGUCCAGUGGAGCCCCAUCCCAACCAAGAUAGUAAAAUAUGACAUUCUCACGAAGUCCUCCUUGGAGUGGGGAGAGGCACACUGCUGGCCAGCGGAGCCCUUGUUCGUGCCCACGCCGGGUGCCAAGGACGAGGAUGAUGGUUUUCUCUAAUUUGAUUCCACCCCAGGAAUAAGGUAGAUGUGUACGUGGACAUGUGCUUAGCCGCUCAGUCGUAUCCGACUCUUUGCAUCCCAUGGACUGUAGCCCGCCAGGCCCCUCUAUCCAUGGGGAUUCUCCAUGCAAGAAUACUGGAGUGGGUAGCCCAUCCCUUCUCCAGGGGAUCUUCCCGACCCAGGAAUUGAACCGGGGUCGCCUGCAUUGCAAGCAGAUUAUUUAGCAACUGAGCUGCCAGGGAAUAUCAACUCACAAAAUAUAUAAGUGCAUUCCAGCUCUAUCCGCAUUACUGGCUUGUACUCAUUUCCUCUGAAAGUCACCAAGCAUCGGACUGACUGUUGAGAUGGCUGCGGGUCCAGGUUACAUGAAAACACCUUUGAUCACUUCGUACGCUGUUUAGGGACAGUUUGGACGGUUUUUAAAUGGUCGGGAGAAAAAAAAGAAAAUGGCCGGGAGAAGUCUUUCUCAUGGCAAAUCAGGACAUGCAGACAGAAAAGUCGCCACGGACUUCCUGUUCCUCCAACAACGGUGAGACCUGGGGCCUCUGCUCUUCAGGUUCCUUCCAGGAGUAGGAACCAGGUGCAGACACAGGGCCGCCUGCUGCAACUGGAAGUGGACUCUCGAGGUCAAGCACCAGCAGGAGGCUGGAGUUUCCUUGCACACGGCGAGCGGGGAGGGAUGUGGGAGCCCUGUGUUGGGACAGGUGGGGAUGAGCCAGCCUGCCUUCCUCCUGGGGACCAGGAGGGACGUGCUGAGCGGCCUUCAGGAGCACCUGGCAAGAUGCUGAGGGUGCAGCUCCCGAUGAGGGUGUGGAGCCAGAGGUGGGUUGAUGAGCAAAGCAGGUGCAGAGUGAAUUCCCCAGGAGAGAGCAGUGGAGAGAGAGAGAGAACUAAGGGGAUUUGCUUUCUGUGAUUGUAAAAUUCAUAUAUAUUCAUUGUAGAACCCCUCGUGUUGUUAAGCAAGAAAUGAAAAAGACACCCAUAACCCCAUUACCAAAAGAAAACCCCCGAACCAACAAGGACCUGCUGGAUAGCACAUGGGACUCUGCUCGGUGCUGUGGCAUCCUGGAUGGGAGGGGGGUUGGGGACAGCAUGGAUACACAUAUAUGUGUGGCUGAGUCCCUUCCCCGGUCUCCUGAAACCACCGCGACAUCGUUAAUCGGCUAUACCCUAAUACAAAAUAAAAAGUUUAAAGUUAAAAAAAAGAAAACCCCUGAAAUCCUUCUGGUGUAUUUUUCCCCCAUUUAAAAAAAAUUUUUGAUGCACAGUUUACAUAUUGGCAAUAGGUUUAUAACCCACCAGUUUAUAACCUGCUUUUUUCACUUACUAUACAAGUAUCUUUCCCAGAUCACUAAAUUCUUCUAAGGGAUGCAAAUUAUUCCAUCUUUGGAACAUGGUAUGAUAUGCACCAGCCUGCAGGUGGACAUUUUGACAGAAGAUCUGUGACCUCAUGUGUGUAUUUCUAGGGUCCACCCC
Molecule: messenger RNA, 3059 nt
Organism: Cervus elaphus (red deer)
Lineage: Eukaryota; Metazoa; Chordata; Mammalia; Artiodactyla; Cervidae
Gene: BCO1
Product: beta-carotene oxygenase 1
Exons: 11
Coding region: 157-1581 (474 amino acids)
Biological process (GO): carotene catabolic process; retinal metabolic process
Molecular function (GO): beta-carotene 15,15'-dioxygenase activity; carotenoid dioxygenase activity
Source: RefSeq, a predicted model, not a curated record